AUGAAUAUCUUUCUCGAUAAAUACGGAACCGAUACAACUACAAACUUUCAAUUUAUGAGAUGGGCGAAUGAGUUAAAUAUAUCACCGUUUUAUUAUUGUAUGAGAGAUGAAAUAAAUGAUCUGAAAUAUAAGAAAGAUGAUAAGAUUACAAAACAAAAAUUAGACAUUCAACAAUUAAUAGAUAACAUUCCAGGUGAAAAUGAAGAUACGUUUCAACAGGAAUUAAAUGCUCUGGAAACUAAACUAAAUAGUGAAUUACAAAAAGAACUAAGAAAUAUUAAACAACAAAUACAAAAUAUUGAUGAUAGCGAAAUCAAAACCUAUAUUCAACAACAAAUACAAAAUAUUGAUGAUAGCGAAAUCAAAACCUAUAUUCAACAACAAAUACAGAAUAUUGAUGAUAGUGUUAUUCAACAACAGUUAUACACUAUUAAUAACCUAGUUUUAAAACAGGAUAAAAAUAUAGUCGCAUUAGAAAAGUAUCUCAAGAGAGAAAAUAAAUCAUAUUAUUUUAGUCUUCCAUUUGGAAGUUUGAGACGUGACGAUGCUUCUAUUACUGAUAAUAUUGAUAGAUCAAAAGUCUAUGAAUAUAAAAAAUAUGGAAUUACAGCAAAUAUAAGAACAAGAUUUUCAUCUAAUUCUCAAUUUAACGCUCGCAAAGUUCUUCAGUUUAUCAAUGGUACAGAAAAUGUAGAAACUAAAGAAUUAGAAAUUAACGACGAAAACAGCAAGAAUGAUCACUUAUAUAAAAUUAAAACGAGUGGAAAAUAUAUAUAUAGGUUUAGAAUGUUAAUCAUACCAGAUAAAGAAAAUAACACUCUUUCAUUUAGUGAAUUUCAAAUGAUAUUGGAAACGGAAACUCCACCAUCAGUAAGUAUUAUUAGAAAUCCAGAACCACAAAAAGAAGCAAGCAGUUAUGAGUUUUUACGAGCAACAGAGUAUGAAUACGUAAAACUAUAUUUUGUUAAUAAUGAUAUAUUUACCUCAAUUGAUAUUCAUAAAAGUCAACAAAAACAAAAUUUUUUGAUACCAACAAUAAGAGAUGAUGAUGCAUAUGUUAUCAAUCUAUAUUAA
Lottia gigantea (owl limpet) is the source of this 1074-nucleotide messenger RNA. RefSeq lists its product as hypothetical. NCBI's taxonomy places the organism in Eukaryota, Metazoa, Mollusca, Gastropoda, Lottiidae. The coding region runs from base 1 to 1074 and encodes 357 amino acids. The record is from RefSeq and is a predicted model, not a curated record. The transcript has 3 exons.